Amphibalanus amphitrite is the source of this 3586-nucleotide messenger RNA. RefSeq names its product chordin-like protein 2. Bases 207 to 1535 code for a protein of 442 amino acids. The record is from RefSeq and is a predicted model, not a curated record. NCBI's taxonomy places the organism in Eukaryota, Metazoa, Arthropoda, Thecostraca, Balanomorpha, Balanidae. The transcript is spliced from 10 exons. Gene Ontology annotation, molecular function: protein binding.
CGACCUUCCCCUCUGUGAGCCGGUGAUUCUAUUGGCUGUUCUGGCCGAGCUAUUGUGACCGGCCGGCGGCGCGGCGGCCAGUGUGUCCCGGUCGGCGGGGCGGGCGGCCGCGCGCGCGCACCGCUGCCGAGCAGGCCGGCCUAUAUAACGAGCGCGGCUGCCGGCGACGGCGACGUCCACAAUCGCAUCGGCCGGCUGACAACGUCAUGACUCCGGCGGUUCUGCUCACCCUGACUGUGCUGCCGCUCACAGUGAGCGGUAUGCCGACCAACGACAGGACAUGUCGAUUUGGUAACACCACUUACCAAACGGGAGACACCUGGUACCCACGGGUCUCGGAUAACGGAAGCAAUGAACGCACCUGCCUAGUCUGCAAAUGUCACCAGGGUAACAGUUUCAACUGCACCAACACUGACUGCGCCUCGGCAUGUCGGGGAUCGUCCCGGGAAGACCUGGAGUGCUGUAACAUCUGUAGCGAGGCGGACGUGGGCGGUCCGCCGUUCCGGACCCAGGCACGGGACGUGCGCGUUAGCUCAGCCUCAUCCACUCCGUGCAUCAGAAACGGCCACCGCUACCGACAGGGAGAGAAGUUCACCUCCAACGACACCGGCCUCGAGCCCACCAAGACCUCGCAGUGCGUCCAGUGCAUCUGUGAGUCUGACAGCACGGUGCGCUGUGCGUUGGAGGAGUGUCCGCGCGCCUACUGCGACAAACCGAUCGAGAAGCCCGGUCACUGCUGCCCCGUCUGUCCCGAGGAGAGCCACAGUUUCCUGAAUGACCGGCUGCAUGCGGCGACCAACGUCUUGGACAAGCCCUCCAUCGAUUCGCUGGAGAUUAUCGGCAUGGGCAGGAGUACCUUCACGGUGCAGAGUCCUUCGCCACGUACCGGAAACGACUGCGUCUCGGGAGUCAAACUGUACCCGAACGGCGCCACGUGGCACCCGGUGAUGGGGCCGUUCGGCCGGCUCACCUGCGACCUGUGCCGCUGCUCGGCCGGCACCGUCGAGUGUAGCCACGUGCAGUGCCCCAAGCCGACCUGCGCGCGGCCGCAGGUUGUGCUCGGACAAUGCUGCCCUCUCUGCCCCAACUCCAAAGCCUCAGAACAGGCGGCGCCCUCUCGCCCCGACAUGCCCCUGGUCAAGUGUAUCCCGGCCCAGAGGGCGCUGCUCGUGUGGAAGUCGCACGGCGGUGCCAACAUCUCACAGUUCAUCCAGUACAUUUUCGAGCGGCCCACCCGGUACGGUCUUUCUGAGAAGCACGAGUGGAUGUUCAGCCGCGGCGAGAAGCAGACGUUCAGGAUGCUGAGGAUCGACGACAGCAGCGUCAGCGAUCUCAAGGAGGUGGCCAGCUUCAAGAUGCUCGGCACCACGAAUCAGAACCGUCUCCGCCGAUUCUUCAACCGCGAGCAGGCCGUGUCCCGUAAGUGCAAGGCCCGCUGCGGUGAGCGCGUGCUGCGCUUGGAACGCACCCUCCGCCUGCGUCAGCCGAAACAACGGCGCGGCUGCCGGCCAAAUGAGCGUCAGAUCGACCUCUAAACGCUGCACUCAGCUAGUGUAGAGUUCAGGGAUGUCGGCUGAGGCGCACAGUGGCUCAAUCUGCCCCCACAUCGGACCACAAUCAUCAUUCGGACAGUCCUAUCCUGGCACUGUGGCGACGCGGACUUUGGUGGAGUCGCCUACCACUCUGUCCGUCGGUCGGGCGAUUUUGGUAUAUGUGCCACGGCGGGCACAAUACGGGGUCGUCUGGGGCGGGUGGCCGGUCCGGGGGCCGCGCGGGGACGGGCCGCUGUUCCGUUUUGGCCGCGGUGUAGACUCGCUGGACCAGAGUGCGCUGACAGGGCUGGUCCCGUCGCUUGUACUGCCGAGCGCUGGCGCCGGCCGAUUGUGAUACUGACGCGCGGUCGGGGGCCGGUCAUGUUGUGGUCAUUGUCAUGUUGUUUAUUUUUUCACGAGUGCAGAGAGUGGAAACUGCUAAGUGCGGCGCGGUGCCGCAGGCCCGAGGGUGUUGACAGGUGCUGUGUAGUGCGUAGCCGGCUGAGUGAGAGUACUCGGCUGCAUCCGACAUAACGUGCUCGUGUGCGCUUAUCCGUUAGCGAGCGCUCGUGUCGUGGCUUUUAAAUACUCAUGGAAGCUAGUCACUUAUUCUGCGUUUUGUGUCUGGUUGAAUCCGCGGCAUGUGAGCUGGGCGGACGGCAGUAUUUUAUGCUCAGGUUAGUUUGGUUGGACUUACUAGGAUUGGUGAUGUUUGAAUAUGGCAGUGAUUCAAACCCUUUGCGGCCUAGGGUCCAAACGCGCUGCAUUGCACGACAAGUAAGCGCGUCAUCAUUAAUUUCAUCUUUUAAUGACGCACUUCUUGUAUUUUCUACCAUGUCCCUGUACCAUCUUCGGUGUUCUGUGUCGUUCGGCUUUAUUUAGCUGCAGGAAGGUGAGGGCGCCAAGCUUAUUUCCCCUAUGAUCUCACACUGUGUGCUAGUCGAAACAAUGCUAGUUAUUUAACUCUGAGAUAUCGACGGCGACAUUCACGUGUGGCGAAGCAACCCAUUGGUACAUCAUCACUCUCCGCAGAGAAUCGUUAGCUUGUGACAUCGCAUCAGUGUGUGCAUUGUGGUCGGAGAACGAAAGAGGGAGAGAGAGAGAUAUUGUUGUUACGUGUGUCCAUGCUUCGUUAGUGGAAUGGUUUUUGCCACGUCUUCAUUUGCCCAUUCCAUUUGUUAGUCGUGUGUUACAUCUUUUAGACGUAAUCGAAUCUCAUAAUGUGAAUCUCGAUGAUCUCAGAAGUGGUUGACAUACUCAGAUUUGUGAAGUUUUCAUGUUGUGCUGGAUGGUUCCUUCUUGUGAAAAUGAGCACUGUCAAACUGAUCUUGACUUUCACCGAUGCUGAGUUUAACACACGACUUGGUCAAUAUAUGAGCUGACGAUAGUGUUUAAACAUGUGUCUUAUUCGUCAUUGGCUGAAAAUGUUAACGUUUGAAAAUUAACAAUUGAUGACAUGCUGAAAAAUCCAUACAGUAUAAAGCUUAUCGUCAGCUCUUAACCCUGCGCAUUCACUUGUCCCAUGAUGAUUGUUCCUAAGAUUGGGAGUUACAUCUCGCACUGUACACUAUAGUCCCAGUUAUGACAGCUUAUGGCUGGCCAAGUCCCACACUUUUGCACUUUGGUCCUCCGAAACUGCAGUGCUGUGGAACCUUGGCACUCGGACACUCUGGAACUCCGUGUAUGUUCUCCGGCACUAGCGUAAGAGUGCCCAACGGCGACCAGGGCAAAUCGACGAAUCGUGUCCGUACAUUGCAAGUGGAUGUAUGUGCACACUGCGCAAUGCGCAUUGAUGUAUGUCCCCGCGCACAUUGUACAUGGCAUUGGCAUGUUUCUCAUUGCACAUACAUAUAUAAACGGCCUUGGGCGUCGGUAAAUCUUAAAAGCUGGCGGCUGAAGACUGCUUUCACCGCGUGUUUGUACGUAAACGUUGAGGUGCUGAGAGAAAGGGUGGCAUUGUCAUUUGUCAGUGAUGAAAUGUUCAUGUUAUCCCGAUGGGUGUACAGGAUGGACUGUGUUGUGACCUAUGAAUAAAAUAGAGCAGAACCAGCCAA